GUGGACCCCAAACGUGUCAGUGACUCAAAUCAUAACUCCACCGAGUUGAGACAGACUCACUCGCAUCCAAAACGGAAGAUUCCUUAUAAUAUACCGUUCUUAACCCAAUCUUCGCUCGAAACUCGUAACCCCGCUUACGGACAAAGCCACCCCUUUCCUAUAUAAAUCAAGCCAUCUUCUUCCCCCUUUCCCCCCACAAAUUUUAAAUCUCUUGAAACCCAUUCCCACUCAAAAAAAAAUAAUGACUUCUUCCACCCUCUCUGAGUCAGAGCAAGACCAUCUCUUGGAGAAACUCGAUGUCUUCAAGGUCCAAGGCCGAGAUAAACGCGGCCGUAGUGUUCUUCUCAUUAUCGGCAAGCACUUUCCUGCUCGGAUGGUUAGCUGCGAGGUUUUGAAGAAGUAUUUGGAAGAAAAGAUUUACCCUAAAUUAGAGGAAAAGCGUUUCUCUGUGGUUUAUAUACAUACAGAUGUUCAAAGGAGUGAAAAUUUCCCUGGAAUCUCAGUUCUCAGAUCAAUCUACGAUGCUAUUCCGAUGAAAGUCAAGAACAAUAUCCAGGCUGUUUAUUUCUUGCAUCCCGGUUUACAGUCUCGGCUUUUCCUUGCCACUUUCGGCCGUCUGUUUUUCAAUGGAGGGUUGUAUUCGAAGCUCAAGUAUGUGAGUAGGCUUGAAUUUCUGUGGGACCAUGUGAGGAGGAUGGGGAUUAAAGUACCUGAGUUUGUGUAUGAUCACGAUGACGAGCUCGAGUACCGUCCGAUGAUGGAUUACGGAUUGGAAAGUGACCACCCUCGAGUUUACUCCCGGCCACCCUUGAAGGAUCCGGUUUCGGUGUACUCUAUGAGGUGCAUAGCUUAAGUUUUAAUCGAGUGUUUAAAAGCUAAAACUGUAGAUUUUUUGUUGAUACGUUCAUGGCUUUUUUGGGUUGUUAAUAGAGGAGCUUUUUAGGUUUUUUGAUAUUGUACAAAGUGGAAGUUUGUGUAAAUAGUCCGACUUCAUUGGCUGAGU
Messenger RNA from Hibiscus syriacus, 1003 nucleotides. Its product is annotated as ganglioside-induced differentiation-associated protein 2-like. Lineage: Eukaryota; Viridiplantae; Streptophyta; Magnoliopsida; Malvales; Malvaceae. The coding region runs from base 242 to 853 and encodes 203 amino acids. The transcript is spliced from 3 exons. The record is from RefSeq and is a predicted model, not a curated record.